AUGCCCUCCCUAUGGCUGUUAAUCUCGACGCUGGCUUUGGUUAGCUGUCAGGACUAUCACUACCACCAUCCACCCACUCCGUUCGUGGGGGAAUCCCACUAUCAACAAACGCCGCAGCCUCAAGCCACCAAGUUCGUGGUGCAGACUUUGGGUCGCACCUACGGCUUGGAAACCCAACGGGCACCGGCCAUCUAUGAGGAUCAUCAGACGCUUGUGGUGCCGGUCUUCCAGCCGCGACAGGUGCCGCAGUACCAGCCUCAGGCUCCUCGCCAGCAAUUGCACACCUCCAGCUACCAAAAUCCCCUGCUGGUCAGUACUAACUACCAGACUGGCACCGUGUCCUUGCCGCCUGCAGCUCCCGCUGCUCCUGCCCAGCCCCUGACCAGCUAUGGACCACCUCACCUGCAGCAGCAAUCGCAGCCCCUGCAACCACUGCAACCUGUACAGCCCCAGGCCCAGACUUCCACUUACUUCCCCCAACAGCAACAGCCAGCUGCCCAGCCACCUGCAAGCUAUCUGCCACCUCAGCAGCCUGCCCAGAAACUGUUCUUCGGCAAUCCGUUCCCCUACGCCCCAGUGACGACCGGCUCCGGGCAACAGGUCCUCGAUGCAGGACACGGCUCUGGUGUGGCGCCCAAUGAGGUGCAGGCUCAGCUGCUGCAGGCCACCGGUUCUGCGCCACCACAAACUCGAGUGGGUGACCAGGUGGGUCAGUCGCAGAGCUCCUCCUUGGACUCCUAUGACUACAAGCAGAGCUCGCCCGGUGACAGCAGAGAGUACCAGAGGUUCGUGACCAGCUGCCCGGGCGGUGGCUCCUGCCAGCAGAAGGAGCUCAAUCCCGGCGAGGUGGACGACAGCCACCAGCGGGUGCUGCAGACGGUGCGAGCCAGCACACAGCCUCGGGUGGAGGGCUGCUACAAGAGCCAGGUGAUCUAUGUGCCAGCUGGAGCUGCUGUCAAUAGUCAGGGUCAGUUGCGACCAAAGAAUCGACGAACUUUCGAGCGCAAGGAGCAGGUCCUCUCCAGAUAUCCUUACAACUAA
Molecule: messenger RNA, 1041 nt
Organism: Drosophila santomea
Lineage: Eukaryota; Metazoa; Arthropoda; Insecta; Diptera; Drosophilidae
Product: RNA polymerase II degradation factor 1
Exons: 2
Coding region: 1-1041 (346 amino acids)
Source: RefSeq, a predicted model, not a curated record